CAGACGAGCCCGCCAUGAGCCAGUCUAUCGCAGCAUUGCGGCGAAACUUCACGACUUACGCUCAAAGAUGACGGCUGAAAUGUCUGUAGCGGACUUUUAUAAAGGCAAGAGUAUCCUGGUGACUGGUGGCACUGGUUUCAUGGGAAAGGUGCUGGUCGAGAAAUUACUCUACAGCGUCCCCACCAUCGGCAACAUCUACAUACUAAUGCGACCUAAGCGAGGCAAGUCGAUCAAUCAGAGGUUGGAGGAAAUGCAGAGGUUACCCCUCUUCGACCGUAUAAGAAACGAUCGUCCAACCAGUUUGAAGAAAAUAAAGGCAUUACAGGGUGACGUGCUCUUUGAGAACUUUGGUCUCUCGGACAACGAUAUAGAAAAAUUAUCUGAAGAAGUAUGUUUAGUGUUUCACUUUGCUGCAACCUUAAGACUAGAAGCGCCAUUAAGGGACAAUGUAAAUAUGAAUACUUGCGGCACUCAGAGGACUCUUGAUGUAGCAAAAAAAUUGAAGAAGUUGCAAUUAGUGGUGCAUCUAUCCACCGCUUUCUGUUACCCUGACUAUCAGGUUUUGGAGGAAAAGAUUCAUGCACCAACAGUACAACCAGCGGACAUAAUGAGGCUGAUAGAGUGGCUUGACGACAAACAAUUAACGCUCCUAACUCCGUCCUUAUUGGGCGCACAUCCAAAUUGCUACACUUUCUCUAAAAGAUUAGCUGAAUCCAUAGUCGCUGAUUCAUUUGAAUCUUUACCCGUGGUUAUUGCAAGACCAAGUAUAGUGUGUCCAGCUCUAUCAGAACCCCUCCCAGGUUGGGUGGACAACCUCAACGGCCCCGUUGGGUUGAUGCUGGGGGCUGGUAAGGGUGUAAUCCGGAGCAUGCUUUGUGACGGGAGUUUAAUCGCACAGGUCAUACCAGUGGAUACCGCAAUCAACGCUAUCAUUGCAUUAGCCAUGAUUGAAUCAAAUCGGAAAGAAAAGCCAGAAGUGAUUCCAAUAUACAACAUAAAUAUCGGACACCAGAAGCCUACAACCUGGGGCGAGGUACUAACAAUAGCGAAGGAUUACGGCCGCAAAUUCCCUCUCGCGUGGCCUCUAUGGUAUCCCAACGGGGACAUCACAACCAACUAUGCAUUGCACGAGUUCAAAAGAAUAUUCUAUCACCUGCUCCCAGCUUAUUGCAUAGACUUUCUGCUGCUUAUUGCCGGCCAAAAACGAUUUAUGCUUCGAGUGCAAGAACGCAUAAGUCAAGGUCUUGAAGUAUUGCAAUACUUCACAAUAAGGCCUUGGAAUUUCCCUUGUCCUAAUUUUGAUAACAUUAAAUUGAAACUAACGGAGGAGGAUAAUAAAACGUUUAACACAGAUCUGACGGAGGUGGAUAAAACUAAAUAUUUGCGAAUCUGUGUUGAGGGCGGUCGAAUAUUCUGUCUCAAAGAAGAUCCUAACAAGAUACAUAUAAACAGACAUUAUCACAACUUCCUGUACAUACUCGACUGGAUUGUAAAAAUUUUGCUUUGGCUACUGCUACUCUCAUUUGUAGCAAGAUGGUUCGAACCUGCCAGAGACUUCCUUAGUUAUGGAGAGCCUGUGGUGAAAUAUCUGCCAUUUUUGGGACCCGCGGUUCUAGAUAAUCAAUAAAUCUUAGUGUGUUGCCAGAUGAUAUUUUCGCUAAAAAUAUAUUUAAGAUUUACUCACAGUGAAUUUUAUACAAUGAAUCAGUAGAAGAGUAUCUAUUAUAAGAAACUCCUGGUGCUAUUAAUAUUUGAAAACCUUAUGUAGGCAUAGUAAGGCCAUACAGGAAACCGGAGGGCCACAUUGUUGUAUUUGCAAAUGGGUAGGUAUCUGGUAUUUACUUAUACGUCUUAAAAAAAUCAAUUAAAAACCUUUAGUCUAUUUUAUGAUUGUAUUUUUCAUUAUUAGGUAGGUAACUAAAUAAUAUUAUUUUACACGUAGGCAUAUUACACGUACCUAGAUAUGAAUCAAUAUUUUCAAAUAUACAUAUUUAGAAACAUUUAAAAUCCUUUAUAUAUUUACACGCUUUUUAUUAGCUUCACCUGUAUGUUUGUAUGUUUGUUUGUUUGUAACCGAUUUCUUUGGGCGCGAU
Zerene cesonia (dogface butterfly) is the source of this 2093-nucleotide messenger RNA. Its product is annotated as putative fatty acyl-CoA reductase CG5065. The transcript has 8 exons. Lineage: Eukaryota; Metazoa; Arthropoda; Insecta; Lepidoptera; Pieridae. Bases 68 to 1627 code for a protein of 519 amino acids. Gene Ontology annotation, cellular component: peroxisome. The record is from RefSeq and is a predicted model, not a curated record. Gene Ontology annotation, molecular function: alcohol-forming very long-chain fatty acyl-CoA reductase (NADP+) activity. Gene Ontology annotation, biological process: long-chain fatty-acyl-CoA metabolic process.